Messenger RNA from Pyrgilauda ruficollis (rufous-necked snowfinch), 2258 nucleotides. It is a transcript of the gene HADH, whose product is annotated as hydroxyacyl-CoA dehydrogenase. NCBI's taxonomy places the organism in Eukaryota, Metazoa, Chordata, Aves, Passeriformes, Passeridae. Gene Ontology annotation, biological process: fatty acid beta-oxidation. Gene Ontology annotation, molecular function: NAD+ binding; (3S)-3-hydroxyacyl-CoA dehydrogenase (NAD+) activity. The record is from RefSeq and is a predicted model, not a curated record. The coding region runs from base 64 to 1005 and encodes 313 amino acids. The transcript has 8 exons. Gene Ontology annotation, cellular component: mitochondrion.
CCCUCGCCCCGCCCGGCCCGGCCCCGCCUGUCCCGGCCGCGCCGCUCGCUCCGCGCCUUCGCCAUGGCCUUCGCCACCCGCCACUUCGUGCGCGCCGCCUCCUCCGACGCCGCCACGGCGGCCGCCAAGAAGCUGCUCAUCAAGCAUGUCACGAUCAUCGGCGGCGGCCUCAUGGGCGCCGGUAUCGCCCAGGUUGCAGCAGCCAGUGGUCACACUGUGGUGUUAGUUGACCAGUCAGAUGAAAUCCUUAAAAAGUCUACAAGAGGAAUUGAAGAGAGUUUGAAGAGAGUGAUAAAGAAGAAGUUUGCAGAUAAGCCUGAGGCUGGUGCUGAGUUCAUUAAGAAGACCUUGAAGAACCUCACAACAAGCACAGAUGCAGCAUCAGUGGUCCACAGCACGGAUUUGGUGAUAGAAGCCAUUGUGGAGAACCUGGAAGUUAAAAAUAACCUCUUCAAGACGCUGGAUAAGUUUGCUCCAGAGCAUACGAUAUUUGCAAGCAACACUUCAUCCUUGCAAAUCACAAAGAUGGCAAAUGCAACCACCAGGCAGGACCGAUUUGGGGGUCUCCAUUUCUUCAAUCCUGUGCCUAUGAUGAAGCUUGUGGAGGUCAUCAAGACUCCAAUGACCAGCCAAAAGACUUUUGAAUCACUUGUGGAUUUCAGUAAAGCAGUAGGAAAGAGUCCUGUCAGUUGCAAGGAUACUCCAGGGUUUAUUGUAAACCGUCUCCUGGUGCCAUAUAUGAUGGAAGCUGUUCGUCUUUUUGAGAGAGGAGAUGCAUCAAAGGAAGAUAUUGAUGUUGCUAUGAAGCUUGGGGCUGGCUAUCCCAUGGGUCCAUUUGAACUGCUGGACUAUGUUGGGUUGGAUACCAGUAAAUACAUUAUAGAUGGAUGGCAUUCAUUAGAGCCCAACAAUCCUCUUUUUGCACCCAGCCCACUCCUGAAUAAACUGGUAGAAGAAAAGAAGUUGGGUAAAAAGACUGGAGAAGGAUUUUACAAAUACAAAUGAACUCCAGACCUGAAGAGGUGUUAAACUAUCUGUAUAUGCAAUUCAGCAUUGCCAUAAUACAGGUGUUUAAACCUUCCCAAGUGUGGCACAAGCUGCAUUUAGAACAUAACUCACUUGUGAACUGAGUGAUUGCACUAGCUAACUAUGGUCAAUGCUUGAUUUCGUAGAUUUUUUUUUUUGUAAUUCCAAAAAGCUUUCUAUGUACAGUGCCUUCGUGAAAUGUUGAUUUUUCUCAGGUGCAGUACGGAAUGACAAGUGAAUUUAUGUAUUUGAGACGUUAUUAUAUUGAUGGGGAAAAUCCUAAAAAUAACCUCACUUUCUUAAAAAUAAAACUUUCAACAAUUUUGUAUUGAGUGUGAGGGCUUGCAGUUGUGUGUUGGAUGGGGCCCACAGGGUGGCAAUCUCUUCCCACACUAGCAAGUGCAGCCUUGGAAAGGCAGUGGGUUGUUUUGUUAGGAUUUUUCUUAAGUGCACUGCUAAUCUGUAGAUGUAAAUUACAGUGCCUUGAACAAUAAUGUUUUGAAAGACAUCUUUAAAAACAAAUAAAAGAAUCCCACAAUGAGAGGCUGCUCCCCAAACAGAAGGUUCCCAAUAAAGCAUUUAAAAGCUCAUGAUUUGCAUUGGGGUUUUCUAGCAUUUUCAAUUAAUGGUUGAGGGCCUACUUUUGCUAGGUGCUGUAGAAACAUAAUGAAAAUUUCUAGGGGAUUUCUGCUUUCAGGGGCAUAAGCUAGGAUGCUGGUGAAAGCUUCUGAAUGUUUUCUAGAGUCCUGUAAAUUGGCUGUAUUUAAAGUGUCAUUUUUACACCCAUACACUACUACCAUAGUUGAGUGCCUUCAGGAUUGCAGUUGGGAGUUUGUGCUGUGUAAACAAAUAAGUGUCUCUGGCUGUGUGAGGCACCUUCUGUUUUGCAACUUCAUUUCCUUGGGGUGUAGCAGGGCUGAAUUUGUCCAUGGUGGGAGUGCAUCAAAUCCUGUCUUUUCUCCAAGUAUUGCAGAGCAAGUGGGCAUGAGGAUUGGUGUUCCAGUUCAACUCAGUAGUAGUGUUCCUUUACUUUCUGUACUUAGUGCUUAUAUACAUAUUUUUAGUUCCAGAAAUUAUGAGUAAUUAUUUAAUGCUGUGCUGCCUGUUCCUCUCUCCUCCAUCAUCUAAUUCAGAUUGCAUAUGUAGAAACUGAGUGCUGACAGAGGAUAGUUUCCUGGACAUGAUCACAUAAGAAAUUUCUGAGUAGAGAAUAAAAUUUUUGGUUUAUUGGA